Molecule: messenger RNA, 1462 nt
Organism: Aspergillus versicolor CBS 583.65
Lineage: Eukaryota; Fungi; Ascomycota; Eurotiomycetes; Eurotiales; Aspergillaceae
Exons: 3
Coding region: 1-1035 (344 amino acids)
Source: RefSeq, a predicted model, not a curated record
AUGCCAGACACAACCACGCCUACUUCCAUCAACAAACACGCCACGAUCCUACCACCCGUCUACAGUCCACCAAAUUCCACCUACCCAAGAAACACAAAUUACGCUCCACGAAACACCACCGUUUGGACAAAGGACGAGAUUGCCAGAUUGGUAUAUUAUCGAGAUCUUUACCGUAAUCUAUCAUGGGGGGACUUCGCCAACCUUGGCCUCUUUCCUGGAAGAACAGUCAAGACUAUGCAGACCCGCUACUCUUUGGGUAGACGCAUUCUCCAACCAAAUUCGCCCACCCAGCAGCAGCUACAGCCUUAUUCCGCGCCUGUCUACCCUCCGUCCACAGUUAACGACGUACCUUCGCUCUACACGUUCUCCCAUCGCCCUUACCCAACUUCCAGGACCAGUCUUGGUGCAUACGAAGGCAAUACAAUAACUCUCAGCCAGGGCGAGAUCGAGAGGCCUUUCGCUCCCCCGCCCGUACCAUCACUGGGCCCUGGGGCAUACGAAGGCAAUACCAUAGUGAUCAAACGUGGUGCGGAUGAUCCUAGUGUCCGUACGAACACCCCAUAUCUCGAAUCUGAGCCGCUCCAGCUCGUGAUGCCGCCUAGGGACAUACCGAUCCGUACAAUCGGAGAAGUCUUCCCUCGGGAUGGUGAUGGCGGUCAAGGUACACAUGAAUAUCCCAAUGGCUACUAUGGCCGGUGCCAGGAUCGUAAAGGCCUAGGAAAAUCUCAGACGUCUUUCAUUGAUAUUCCGGAUAAUUUUGAUACUGUCAGAUCCGAUGGCUGGACAGCGUUUCGUGCGCGCCCUGAAUCUGUUACCCCCGGGUUUGAACCGUCUCAAUCUCCCGAUGUUAUCGAUCUUACCGUGACGCCACCGGACGCGGGGGAUGUGAUGGAUAUCGAUGAAUCGCGGGUCCAACAAAUAGCGCGAGAAUGUAGUGCUGCUUUAGCCCCUGGAGCUGAACAAGAGGAUGCGGAGGCGGCGUUUGAUCUGUUGACGUUCAAUCGAUUACAUGUGGAUGCGGAUAUGCAAUUCUGAUUUUGGUUUGAUAAGCACCCUGUUUCUUUCAGGAGCUGGAGAAGCAAAUGCGGUUUGGAGGAUUGCUGGCUAAUGCAAAUAAAGUAUCAGUUAAUUGCUAGGAAUGGUAUUUUUGAAAUUUUGCGUGAAUGUUGUUCUGACAAUCCUGUAAAAAGUGUCACAUUCACCAGCUUUCUUUGAGCUGCUGCCUCACCAGCCUGCAAUCCAACAGCAUUUCAGAGUAGCGCGGCUAUCAGCAGAACGACUAUGUGUAGAAACAUCAACAAUGAAGGGUGGCCGUCCAGCGUUUGGGUCUGAUAUCGUUUUACCCGCCCGUUUGUUUCUUAUUAUCUCUACUUGUCAAACCUCCACAUAUAUAUACCACCACCAUCGCUGGUCUUGUAGAAAGUCAACGUACUUCCGUAUUCUAUCCAUACGCAGACUCCAG